UGGUACUGUUGAUUGAAAGAGGCGCAGUUUAGCCCCCAAUGCGAUAUGCGCAUGCCCCUCCAAGGCGCAGCAGCCUGAGCGACACGGCUGCUCAGCCCCAAAGAAGACUGUCGCAACUAACACACCGUCCUCGACAUGUCGUCUUGCAGCUCCUAGAAAUCGACCUACCGCCCUUGCGAGCUCGUUGUCGAAUCUCCCAACGCUAGGGACAUUGCGCGCGAUAAGCAGAUGGAGAACCCCUCCGCAGAAUCUCGCUAUGAAGCCUCAGCUGCCAAAGAUGGCUUCUUGACGAUGGGUCGUUGGCAGACUGAUCUGAAGCGCUCUCAACGAACAGCAAUUCCACCUGCGAGCAACACAUCGAUUUCACCUAGAACACAACUGUCGGCGACGUCUCCUGAUGGCCAUGCAUCCUCUAUGGUCGCCACACAACACCACACGCCACGCCCCUUCGAUCGCACUGGUCAGGUCGCACCUCCAGGAACGUCACGCGAAUUCACUACAGUUCUUUGGGAGGAUGAAGGCUGCCUUUGUCAUCAAGUCGAGGCUGCGGGUGUCGUCGUGGCUCGACGCGAAGACAAUCACAUGAUCAAUGGCACCAAGUUACUUAAUGUUGCUGGUAUGACGCGAGGCCGUAGAGACGGUUUGCUGAAGAGUGAGAAAAGCAGACACGUAGUUAAAAUUGGGCCAAUGCACCUGAAAGGCGUUUGGAUUACAUUUGAGCGUGCUCUGGAGUUGGCGAAUCAAGAACAUAUCACGGAUCGGCUGCACCCUUUGUUCGUGCGCGAUAUCGGCUCGCUCAUACAUCAGCCCUCAUAUCAGACGCUUGACAAGCGUUUCGACUCUCAACUCCAACCCCAAAAAGGGGAAAAUGCGACCGGGAGUAGCAAAGCUAGCUUGGUUCAUUCUCAUGUGCCAAAAGAUACCGACAAGGAUUCACAAACGCUCGCGUCGGAUACUGUACAGGAUACCGAACCCCACAAGCAAGGACUUCUUGGAUCACUUUUCAGAUCUCUUACAGAGACGCUGGGACGCAUUCUCAAUGAGGCCGGGAAUGAGCCCAGCAUGGCCGGACACUAUGGCGUCUUAGAGUCAACCUGCGCAACUUUGUUUUUUUGGGGUACCGACCUUGGACUGCCGCGAGGCGAGCUCGACGAUGUGCUUCAGGGCUCUCCUCAGUUGCGCGAUACUUGCCUAGCCGUUCUUGUGUCCAUCUCUCGAUUUGUGAGCACUUCUUUGAUACACCUUGUCAUGAGUGAGCAUCGUCGAAAAGAGAUCUUACAGUCAACCCAUCUCGCGACUCUUCUAGAACAGGUCGCGGACAUGAUUGGUCGACAACAUGAUUUCGCUUAUCAGCCCGAGCAAGACGCGGAGACGAUGUGUCAGACCCUCCGUACGAAAAUUGAUACACUUAUCAUGUUGGCACCCAGCCUGGAAUCACCGGCGGAAGAGAUCUUUGACGAAGAGAAGCCUCGUACUAUCCAACACAUCGAAGAACACUUACCAGAACAAGCGUACGCUAGCAGUAUCUCGGAAAAGUUCCCUCUAGCUCCACCAGAGAUGGUCGCCCAGUUGGGUAAGCUGAAUUGGGAUCGAUACAACCACAUUCUUCGCCUGCAACGGGCAGCAACGCAGCAAGAGCUUCAGACGACCACUCUAGAGAAAGCGAAAACGAUCUUUCAUGACUCCGGCCUCGGUACCUCGGUGCCAGCACAAUCGGAAGUGGGGUUGAACACAGAUCCUGUCUACGAACCGUCGAUAAUGUCCAGCAGGGCUGAAGCAAGUCACAAGCGUGUGCCAUCAUUGCCAGCCCAAGCUCGUUCUGGCGAGCCUUUCACAUGCGAGAUCUGCGAAAAGCAGGUGCAGUUUCAACGAACCAAAGCUUGGAAGAAGCAUGUGUUUGAUGAUAUACUUGCAUACGCUUGCUUCUUCGCCGAAUGCCACGACACUCGUAUCUUUUUCGAAAAUGGCGAGGAGCUGAUGAAUCAUCUGGAAGAUCACCAUGGCAUGGACGUUCGAGUCUCAGAUAUUGCAUGCCCCAUGUGUGUUGAGUUCACUUCCAGAGAUCGCGAUAUCCUAUCACUGCAUAUUGCGCGUCAUAUGGAAGAGAUUGCUCUUGCGAUAUUACCUUCAGGUGUUGAUUCUGACGAAGAGUCAACAGGCGGCUCAAUUGACCGCAGCAAUGCUCGGUCCGACGAAGACGACAUGUCUUCUCCGAAAGCAGGAGGUAGCGACAAUGGAUCGUUUUCGGGUCCAUCAGUCAUAAACAUCAUCACCAGAGAUCCCAAAUUAGCAGGGAUGAUGGACUUCGAGCAGUCGUUGUACAGGUUCGAUCGACAUCAACAAAAUCGAACUGGUGCACAGUGGAUUACAUUCGAGUACUCUCACGAUGGUGUUGCGACAGAAUAUACCAUCCGGCAUGAAAUCGAGACAGUUGACGUUGAGCGUUUACCUCAUGAAUUCAAGAUUGAUAACUGUAUCUUUCCACAUGCACUGGUUCCUAAUGAUCAGUACAAAGGUGGUGAUCUGAAGAACGAGAAGGACUGGAACGCUCUUGGCUGGGCGCUAGCUGAACUUAAUCCGUCCCUCCGAGCCUGUCGGGGGUUGCUUCAAAAAGCAGUACAAGAAGGGAUCGGCCCAUCAAAGCCAGGGGCGUCGCACCCUGGUGGCAUUCAAAAGCAGGGAAACGUGCCAACAUCGUCCGCAGAGAGCUCACGGAGAAAACGAUCUUGUAACGCGUGCAGAAAGACGAAAAGUCGCUGUAUAACACAUGAAGGCGAUAUCAAGUGUGGCUUGUGCAAUCUACACAAGCAGGACUGCACCUUAGUAUCCGAAGAGCCUGAGCCGGGCCCGACAAAACAUUCUCGUUCUGCGUCGCCAGCCACAAGCCCCGUACCAAUGCCGCGGGAGAUUGUGAAGUUCGAUGUCAACGCUUCUUUAGGCUUGCAACUCGAAUUUCACCAGUUCAACGAUGUAUCAGACUGUAACUGAUCAGCGCAGACGCUCACUCAACGAGGCUGCCCGGGUGAUAAUUGGACCUGCAAGCCCAUGUAUCUGGACGAGAGACCAACAUGGACUUCUUCCGAGCACUUCAUAGAGCCCUAUACUUCAUAUCAUCUGGCCGAUCAUCGACACGACAGUCUUGCUGGUGGUCGUGUCGGAUGCCGUCUUUGCAACGUGGCUGACUAUCCCGGAGACGGACAUGAGCUCGCCAAGCAAAUCUUCUCUUAUCACCUACAGCGUUAAGCCU
Messenger RNA from Alternaria rosae, 3247 nucleotides. RefSeq lists its product as uncharacterized. The coding region runs from base 229 to 2988 and encodes 919 amino acids. The transcript is spliced from 3 exons. Gene Ontology annotation, cellular component: nucleus. Gene Ontology annotation, biological process: positive regulation of transcription by RNA polymerase II. Lineage: Eukaryota; Fungi; Ascomycota; Dothideomycetes; Pleosporales; Pleosporaceae. The record is from RefSeq and is a predicted model, not a curated record. Gene Ontology annotation, molecular function: DNA-binding transcription factor activity, RNA polymerase II-specific; sequence-specific DNA binding; zinc ion binding.